AUGGAAACAGUGAGAACUGUCCUACCCCUUGUAGUCGGUUCUUACGGCUUGACCCUAAGCUCAUACUUAAUUUACGAAAAUUGGAAAAAGGGAAAAUGGGAAAAAACAAAUGGUUAUAUUGAAAAUGUUACACUGAAAUGUUCAAGGAACUUUUUUCAAGGUGCAUAUUAUUUAAAUAUAAAAUAUUAUUUUUAUGUAAAUAAUGAAAUAGUUCAAAGUAAUAAAGAGUAUAAAAUUUAUGUUAGUAUAUCCCGAAACAAUAAACAGUGCAAAAAUGUUGAAGUAAAUGAAUAUACACAAAAUAUUUUUGAUCAAGCAAGUAAGGAAAAAGAUAUUUCCAUUUCCUACGAUCCAUACAAUAUUAAACAUUCUGAACCGUUAAUAUAUAUUUAUGAAAAUGAUGUUAUCUCAAAAUAUAAAUUACUUAAUAAACUUAAAAGUUGGCUAGUUGGUAUAAAAAAGAAAUUGAGUAAUUUAACGGGUUUAAGUAGACCAACUGGAAACAAUUUUUUAAACAAAGAGAAACAAAAUAAGUUGGAAUUAGACCAAAAUAAAGAAGCUAAAAAAGAAAAUGUUGAUAUGCAUAAUGACCCAGAGAAUUUAGAACAUAUACAUAAAAAUUGUGCGCCUUCAAAAAAUAAUAAAAAAUUAUUAAGUUCAUAUGAUAUUAAUAAUUUGUUUCCUAUUUAUAUGUUUUCAUGUAGCUUGUUUUUAUUUUUGUCUUUUUUGCUGAAAAAAAGAAUUUAUUUUGUAAGGAGAGAAUUAUCACAAAAAAAAAAAAAAAAAUAUUAA
Molecule: messenger RNA, 792 nt
Organism: Plasmodium malariae
Lineage: Eukaryota; Apicomplexa; Aconoidasida; Haemosporida; Plasmodiidae
Product: conserved Plasmodium protein, unknown function
Exons: 1
Coding region: 1-792 (263 amino acids)
Source: RefSeq, a predicted model, not a curated record